GUGACACCCCCCCGCCCCGCAUUUGGUUCUGCUGAAAAACCCCGCUCCCUGCCUGGAAACGAUUGCAUAUACUGAGUGUGAGUCACCGCCAGAGUUGCACACUUUGAGCAGAUUGCAGCAUAGCCGAGCACCAAGCUCCAACAACAAACUGCAACAAACAGCACUCAUUUUACGCGCAGUCCCGUCAAAUCCGGGUCCAUUGUCCAAAACGCUGCGCAACUGAAAGUGAUAUCACAGAAAGCGGCAGCUGGUCUCCGGGAUCCAGACAGGACUGGUGGAAAAGCGGGGAUUUCUGGAGUUUUGGAAGCAACAAACGGGGAAAAAAAUGGCUAAACCUAAUUACACCGGGACCUAUCAUAUGGUGGAGCAGGAGAAUAUGGACUCCUACCUCGGAGCUUUAGAUGUUAAUUUUGCUCUGAGGAAGAUUGUGUGCCUAUUGAAACCCACUAAAGAGAUCACCCAUGACCCGGCUACAGGAACCAUGAAAAUCCGCACACUCACCACCUUCAAGAACUUCAACAUGGAUUUCACUAUUGGAAAAGAAUUUGCUGAGGACCUGGGGCCAGUGGAUGGCCGUGUCUGUCAGACUACAGUGGAUUGGGAAGGAGACAAGCUGGUUUGUGUACAGCGAGGCGAGAAAGAGGGACGAGGCUGGACGCACUGGCUGGAGGGUGACAAGCUGCAUUUGGAGAUGAGGGUUCAAGGCAUCGUAGCCAAGCAAGUCUUCAAGAAGGCUGAUUGAAGUCACUGGAAAAUGUUUUACAGUGAAUACUCCUAUAAAAAAAAAAAAGAAAAAAGUAGCCACUACAGGAGUCAUGUUUA
This is a messenger RNA of Archocentrus centrarchus (flier cichlid), 822 nucleotides long. RefSeq names its product retinol binding protein 1a, cellular (gene rbp5). The coding region runs from base 326 to 742 and encodes 138 amino acids. The record is from RefSeq and is a predicted model, not a curated record. Gene Ontology annotation, molecular function: lipid binding. NCBI's taxonomy places the organism in Eukaryota, Metazoa, Chordata, Actinopteri, Cichliformes, Cichlidae. The transcript has 4 exons.